AUGACGCAGCAACGCCCAGAUUUUAUUGACCUCAGGUCGAAAUCACAGACCUCGGUUUCACGACCGCUCCGAUCCCCUCGAAUGCACAUUGCUGGCGAAGCGCCCCCAGAGCUCUCGCCCCUUGAUGCAUUCGCCCUGCAGAGUCGAUUGCUGUCCAAGCAACUGGAGGACAGUGCGAAACAGGGUCGGCGCAUGAGCCGGUUGCCACCUUUGACCGUUGAAAGUCCCCUUAUCGUUCAAGGCCGAUCGGAUUAUUUCCGCUCCCUAUCUCAGGAUUCUGCUUCGGAAGAUGAGCACCCGCCGCUCCAGAACGUGGGGCUUGGUUUAAAGACAGAGGUGGACGACGACCUUGACAACCGACCAAAGUCUAUGCAUCCCCGCCUCUCUCAAGUCCCGCCAACACCGGACGAGUCGAUACCGGUGCCGACGGUGCCAAUGGCUCACUUUGACCCUGUCAAGGCGGGGCACUUGAGCGAUGCCACGAAGAAAGGAGGAUUAUUUGGCGUUGGGGCUCGUAGGGAACGGUCACCAUCACCCAUUGGACUCAGGGGUUCGGGGAAGCAAGGCGAAGGCAAACCCAUCACCAACGACGCUCUGUCGCAUCAAUCGCCCGUUGCCAGCGCUUCCAUUACCGGUUCACCCGAAAGAUUCUCUAAAACCUCGUUUGAUGCGGCUGGGCUUGUCCCCCCUAAACCCAUGUUUACCAAACGAACCUCGAGUCUCAUGUCCUCGCCACUUGAAUCGGCCGACGAGGAAGGAGUUUUAAGCACGUCGGUCCACUCUCUCGGCUCAAGGAAGUUUUCUUCUGGUAGCAGCGUUUUGUCUCCGGCCGGCCCGCCGUACCAACGCUCUCCCUCAGUCGCCUCCGACGCUUCCGGUCUUCCUCGGCCACAAUUCAAUUUCUCAAGGCCUCUCAGUAGGGCUGGGACUCCGAGUUUUGAACCACCAACGCGCCAGUUAUCUUCCGACAGCCAGAGCUCCUUCGUUACCGCAGACGACGCCACUGGCACCUCGAUGAGCUUGACCAGCGAGACAUCGCGUGAAGCAGCGGUAGAGGACGGCACUAGUGGAGCCCCGUCUUAUAUUUACUCGAAAUUUGCGCUUCCUCGAGGUAAGGCGCUCCAAAGGUCGUCCAUGAUUCUGCUCAACGACCCUCCUGUUCGUCCCUCCUUUGAGCAACCCCUAUCGCCCACUAGCAGCCAUGCUCUCAACCACUCCGCCAUUGGACAACCGCCACCAUCUCCUCCCACACGACCCUCCAGUUCCUCCGGUGGCAUAGAGUUGGACCGUUCGCGACCGUCGCAAGAACGAAGUAAGUUGAGCACUGAAGUGAUGCGUCCUGCUCAGCAACCCUCUCCAAACCCGAGCAGACCAUCAACGGACAGUGCCCAUGAUUUCGGAGACGACCGACGGGGCCGGAGUCUAGGACCUCAGUUGGACGACGCCGCGACCGGCAGGUCCGUGGGAGCAUCCGCUACCACUAGCGACUCGGCCAGCACCAUUAAGCCCGACAAGUCGACCCAUUCGGGGAUCCCCACAAUGUCGGACUUGACGGCGGAGGAACAUGUAACUAAGUCGAUUGCCCUGCAUGAAGCUGGUGCUCUGCAAGAGUCUACGUGGCAUCUGCGACACGCUGCUAAUCAGGGACACGCCACUGGCAUGCUGCUGUAUGCCCUUGCCUGCCGGCACGGAUGGGGAACACGCCCCAACCCGCGGGAAGGUGUUCAGUGGCUUCGGAAAGCGGCUGAGUGCGCUAGCCUGGAGCUCGCUGAUGAAGACGGACAGCCGAAGCAGGCUAAGCCCGCAGAUGUAACGGAGCGCAAGACGCGGAAGGCCCAAUUCGCUUUGAGUAUCUAUGAGCUCGGUGUGAGCCACAUGAAUGGCUGGGGUAUUGAGCAAGAUAAGGGCCUUGCACUACGGUGUUUUGAGAUUGCUGCGUCUUGGGGAGACGUUGAUGCGCUCGCCGAGGCUGGCUUCUGCUAUGCCCAAGGCAUUGGCUGUAAGAAGGAUCUCAAGAAGAGCGCCAAAUUCUACCGUGAGGCCGAGGCCAAGGGCAUGAGCAUGGUUGGAAACAGCUGGAUUCACAAAUCCAAGUACGACGACGACAAAGAAAAGUCUCGAUCAAAGUCCAGGUCACGAAAGAGCAUCUUCAGUCGAAAGAAGGACUAA
Molecule: messenger RNA, 2169 nt
Organism: Dichotomopilus funicola
Lineage: Eukaryota; Fungi; Ascomycota; Sordariomycetes; Sordariales; Chaetomiaceae
Exons: 3
Coding region: 1-2169 (722 amino acids)
Biological process (GO): negative regulation of G2/M transition of mitotic cell cycle
Cellular component (GO): cell division site
Molecular function (GO): protein binding
Source: RefSeq, a predicted model, not a curated record